GGGGCGCUGCGGACGGGAAUUUCCUGCCCCCCCCCCUUUACGCCGCGGUUGCACGCUGGGAAAGUCGGGCCGCGGGCCCGGCCGCCGGUCACGUGACCCGGGCGGAAGCGAGGAGACUGGAAGCUUUGAAGAGUCCCCAAACUUUGCUGCCUGCCCCCCUGCUUCCACAGGCGGGGCUCCACACCCAGCCCUGCACAGCCCCUCCACUGAGACCUGCCCCUGAACCCUCUGCAGCCUCAGCCCCACAUCUUGUGACCCCAUCCAGGAGACCCAAGUCAGACCAACCCCUGAGACACCAUGGCAUUCCCCAUGGGCAUCCCUCUCUAUACCAUCAUUGUGGAAGACGAGGAGGAGGAGGAGGAGCAGCAACGCAUGGAGGCAAAGAGAAUAAGGCAGCACGGCAAAAGGCACCAUCCUACCAGGUACUACCCUCCGCAGCGUAUCUACAGGCAGCGCCGGUCCUUUGAGGACCUCUCGGAGGAGCUCUGUAUUCGACGAGUGCGGUUGUCCAAGGGUGCCAUUGCCAAUCUGUGCGACUUCCUCCGCGAAGACCUUCAGCCACACUCCACUGCCAGGACGGCGUUGUCCGUCGAAAUGAAAGUCACCACCGCCCUGAACUUCUUUGGCACCGGGUCGUUUCAGGGGGCGACGGGGAACAUGUGCAACAUCAGUCAGGGGGCAGUGAGGGCGGCCAUUCAACAGGUCACAGAUGUGCUCUUCAACAAAGCUGCAGGGUUCAUCAACUUUGGCAUUACACCCAGGCAGCAGAGGGAAAGAGCCAAGGACUUCUGCUGCAUUGCUGGAUUCCCCAAGGUGCAGGGCGUUAUAGGAGGCACACACGUAGCACUGAAGGCACCUGCAGAGCAGCCGCUUAUAUUCGUGAACAGAAAGGGGUUCCACUCUCUGAACGUUCAGAUCGUCUGUGACGCCCACCAGAAAAUCCUGUACGUGAAUGCCAAGCAUGCAGGCAGCUGUCACGACGCCGUGAUUGUACAGCACUCAACACUCCCCGACCUCUUCCACGAAGACAACCACGUGCAGGGCUGGCUUCUUGGAGACCAGGCGUACGCACUGCAGACGUGGCUCAUGCCUCCACUGAGCCGACCGAGAACGCAGGCCGAGGAGGCGUACAACCAGGCCCAGGCGGCAACGAGAGCCGUGGUGGAGAGGGCCAUAAGACUGUUGAAAAGCAGGUUUCGUUGCCUGGACAGAUCAAGCGGAGCUCUGCAGUACACGCCCCAGAGGGUCGCAAGAAUUGUCAUAGCCUGCUGCGUGUUGCACAAUUUUGCACUACAGGAGGGCCACCUAUUCAACAUCGACGACGAGGAGCCACUGCUGCCGGAGGAGAGGGAACUGCAGGCCCCAGCGCUGGAAGAGGAUGACCAGGAGGAUUCAUCCCUGGAUGUGGCAAGGGCUAUCCAAAAGCAGAUUGUGCAGGAAGAGUUCAGUCACUGAUGGUGAACUGCAGUAUCCCCCUUCAGUGCCAGAAAGCGAGCGUCCUUCAAACCACUACCGAACUUAGCACGUGACUGCUGAGCAGCCCACAAUGCCCAAAUAGCACUGUGACAAUAUUUAUCACCUGAGGACAAAUGUUCACACCAGUUGAAUGUUCCCUUUCUUGAAUGACCUUAAUAUUCAUGAAUAACGGAACACAAAGUGUACAGUAAUAAAAACAUGUUUUUCAGUUGAAGCAAAAUAACAUCAUGCUUGUUAUUUGGAAUCUGAUUCAUCCUUGUGGCAAAGUGUCACUGUCUCAUUCAUCUGUUACGGUUUGUAUGUGCCACCCUAGAAUCAGGCUGGCAGGCGAAGGGUGGCAGCCGUCCCAUGCAGAUAAGCUGUGGGUUUCGACCCAUCACUGCUGACUCACUGGGACCACUGCUGCUUGCUUCUCCAAAGGGAGCUCUGGGCAGCCUAUUUCCCACUGACACCCUCUGCAGAUAGUGCAACAUGAGGAGGACUGGCAAAUGUUGCUGCUCUGACAGAAUUCUGCAUUGGGCAGGCAGACUUCAGUUGUUUUCUGGAACUCAACUUUUAGAAUGUAAGCAUUGGAACUUGCACCAGCCCACAUGUGACUUUCCCAGGAAACCUGCAAGAAGUUAACCUUGUUGGUGAACUGUAACCUUCUGAUGCAACAGUCAUUAGGAAUUUCAUUGUCUUAUUUGCAUUGUUUAUGGGAAUUAGACAGUUUGCAAACUGCUCUUUCAACAGCAUUAGUAAAUGUAGAUUCAUUGUUUAUAUAAUUAAAGACAAUUUCUAUUAAGUCGUAAAGCUAAGUGUUUUGCAAAUGUAAAGAUGCCUCCUAUUACCAUUCAGGAGGAGUAUCAUGUGAUGAAUUUCACAUUGACUCCAGUGGGCACAGAUGACCGUAGUGAAUGAUCUAAUCUGUUACUCAUCUCUGAGCUAACUUGAUAUGGGCUCAACAGCAAAGUACUUUGUGUAAAGCCCACAAAUUUUCACCUAUUGUUAAUAGAUAUUAAUUAUGUUAUCUGUGCUACAUGUAAAUUUUUAAACAUUGCAUCAAUUGUCUGCAAACUGUGUCCCACAUAUUGACUGUGCAGAGCCCAACAGAUGGUGUUUGGAAAUUUCUAAGUCUUCUCUAGUCCAUUGUUAACCUGGAUCCUGUGGCGGUACUCUCACCUGUCUGUCAGUCAUCAUGGAUCAAAUCCCACUCAAAGACAAAAGCACAUAACUUGGGCCAAAAUUCAUGUGGAGUAUUAAAGCAGUACUGCACUGCAGGAGAUUGGUUUUUUAGGUGGAAAGUCACAGCAGUGUCCUUCCUGCUACCUCACUGGACAUGCUUUUAUGCAAAGCAGAGGUGGGAAGUCAAUAUUUUCCCCUUGAUUAACACUAUCAAAUCUGAUUAUCCACUUACUUAUCUCAUGGUGUUAUGUGGAAUGGAUUGCACUGUGCACAAAUUGCUGUGUAAACUUGCAUUUCAAUAGUAUUAUACUUCACUGAUAUCAAGGUGUUUCAGAUAACCUGAGGGUGUUAAUGGUGUAAAUUAAGUACACAUCCUUUUCUUCGUUCUUUUGCACACUGGCAUUAGAAUGGAAUCACUUUGUGAUUGCACUUUGGGUCAGUGAAGCGAUUACACUUCAAACCAGUACUCUGCUUAUUAACAGGUGGGUAUUUAAAGCUGAAAAAGAAGUUAAAGUUAGUUGUACUUUAUCAAAACUUUUCCCUCAAGAAAGUGAUUACCAUGCUCUGAAUUUCUGUUGAUUAUUUUCUGUUUUUCAGAAUUGUCAUUUUUGAUUUUGUUUUCGUAUUCCCCUACAGAGGCUCCUGACGUAGUAACUUCUGAGCUCAAAAUUUACAGAUGUAUACUAGCAGUGCAAUAUUCCUAAUGAAUCUGUAUAUGUGAAUGAUUCCCGUGCUGCUUCCUGCUGUUCCAGAGGGCCAUUCUUUCUGUGACACCUUGUCGCACUCCUCCUCUUACUGAGCAACUGCAAGAAUCGCAUUACCUGAUGGUUCACCUCCAUUCAGAGCCCGAGUAGCUCCUUCACCGAGAGACAAUAAUUCACACACAUUAUUCGACUCAUUUACAGAUUGGCUGCACGUGGUAGGUUCUCCUCAUUUUGGAGAGGUCAAAGCUCUGUUUUGUUACGGCUUUCUUCAUUAAAUUCCUUCCCAUUCUCAUCCUUGACCUCUGCAGUCCACCUGAUACCGUCUAUCCUGUUCCCCAAACGCCAUGUGGUCUAUCCAUUGACAUCACUGACUUUAAACUUCGGGUAGGUCUUCAUUUAAAAAAAAUUACAGAAAUUGAUAGAAAUUCUUGAUAGACCUGUGUAUUUCAGGUGAGAUUACAGACCUGGAAUGAUAUCUUUCUCUCCACAGAUACUGCCUGACCUGCUGCGUAUUUCCAGCACGUUCUGUUUUUAUUUCAGAUUUCCAUUGUUCAGAGUAUCUUGGUUUUGUUUUCUUCAUUAAUAAACCUAUUUUUAUCAUAUGUGAACCCCACUCCCCCAGCUCCAUCAUUUCCCUCUUCCUCAGCUCUUUGCAUUCCAUUUCUUCCUACAAUGUAGUUUAUUUGUUCAGCAGUUUUGCUGCUGUUGUAGCUGUACUUUCACUUCCUCUCUUUGUUUGUAUACUUUCACCCUUGAAUGCACUUGGACUGCUGGAUAAUGUUCAGAAUCCCAGGGGAAUUUCUGUACCUUUGCUACAGCACAGAAUUUCUGCUUGCAUAUAUUUUCCUCCUUCCAAGAGUUCCAACAGACCACAAUCAGCGAGGAUAGACAGCAACACCUCCAGCACGAUUAUUCUCAACACUGGUGCCCCACAAGGCUGCGUCCUCAGCCCUCUUACUCCCUAUACACUCAUGACCGCGUGACCAGAUUCUGCUCUAACUCCAUGUACAAGUUUGCAGAUGAUACCAACGUAGUGGGCCGUAUCUCAAAUAACGAUGAGUCAGAGUACAGGAAGGAGAUAGAGAGCUUAGUGGAAUGGUGUCAUGACAACAACCUUUCCCUCAAUGUCAGCAAAACAAAAGAGCUGGUCACUGACUUCAGGAAAGGUUGCGAUGUACAUGCACCUGUCUACAUCAACAGUGCUGAGAUCGAGAGGGUUGACAGCUUCAAGUUCCUUGGAGUGAACAUCUCCAAUAGCCUGUCCUGGUCCAACCACAUUGAUGCCACGGCAAAGUAAGCUCACCAGCACCUUUACUUCCACAGGAGGCUAAAGAAACUUGGCAUGUCCCCUUUGACACCAACUUUUAUCGAUGCACCAUAGAAAGCAUCCUAUCUGGAUGCAUCAUAGCUUGCUAUGGCAACUGCUCUGCCCGGGACUGCAAGGAACUGCAGAGAGUUGUGGACACAGCCCAGCACAUCACAGAAACCAGCCUCCCCUCCAUGAACUCAGUCUAUACCUCUCGCUGCCUUGGUGAAGCAACCAGCAUAAUCAAAUACUCCAUCCACCUGGGUCAUUCUCUCUUCUCUCCCAUCAGGCAGAAGGUACAGGAGCCUGAGGGCAAAUUCCACUGUGAUAAGACUAUUGAACAGUUCCCUUAUAUGAUGAGGUGGACUCUUGUCCUCACAAUCUACCUUGUUAUGACCUUGCACCUUAUUGUCUACCUGCACUGCACUUCCCUGUGGCUGUGACACUUUACUCUGUAUUCUGUUAUUGUUUUACCCAGUACUACCUCAAUGCACAGUGUAAUGAAUUGAUCUGUACGAAUGGUAUGUAAGACAAGUUUUUGACUGUACCUUGG
Molecule: messenger RNA, 5203 nt
Organism: Pristis pectinata (smalltooth sawfish)
Lineage: Eukaryota; Metazoa; Chordata; Chondrichthyes; Rhinopristiformes; Pristidae
Product: putative nuclease HARBI1
Exons: 1
Coding region: 298-1455 (385 amino acids)
Source: RefSeq, a predicted model, not a curated record